Molecule: messenger RNA, 5090 nt
Organism: Rattus rattus (black rat)
Lineage: Eukaryota; Metazoa; Chordata; Mammalia; Rodentia; Muridae
Gene: Ark2c
Product: ring finger protein 165
Biological process (GO): positive regulation of BMP signaling pathway; motor neuron axon guidance
Molecular function (GO): ubiquitin protein ligase activity; zinc ion binding
Source: RefSeq, a predicted model, not a curated record
GCCCCGCCGCCCGCGCCCCGGAGCCGCGCCACAAAGGGCCCGCGCGCAGCCGCCACCGCUGCGCGAGGGAGCCAGGAUGGUCCUGGUCCACGUCGGCUAUCUCGUGCUUCCAGUGUUUGGCUCUGUGCGAAACAGAGGUGCCCCCUUUCAAAGGUCUCAGCAUCCUCACGCUACCUCCUGCCGCCACUUCCACCUGGGCCCCCCGCAGCCGCAGCAGCUAGCCCCGGACUUCCCGCUGGCCCACCCCGUGCAGUCGCAGCCGGGCCUCAGCGCCCACAUGGCCCCGGCCCACCAGCACAGUGGCACGCUGCACCAGUCGCUGACACCGCUGCCCACCCUGCAGUUCCAGGACGUCACAGGUCCCUCCUUCCUACCUCAGGCCCUGCACCAGCAAUACCUGCUGCAGCAGCAGCUCCUGGAAGCUCAGCACCGCAGGCUCGUCUCGCACCCCAGGCGGAGUCAGGAUCGAGUGUCCGUCCACCCCCACCGCCUUCACCCCAGCUUUGACUUCGGCCACCAACUGCAGACACCUCAGCCGUAUCUGGCUGAGGGCACUGACUGGGAUCUCAGUGUGGACGCCGCCAGCUUGAGUCCUGCCCAGUUCCAGGUGCGGCCCAUUCCUCAACACUAUCAGCAUUACCUAGCAACUCCUCGGAUGCACCACUUCCCCAGAAACUCCUCGUCCACACAGAUGGUUGUCCAUGAAAUUCGAAACUACCCUUAUCCCCAGCUUCACUUCCUCGCCCUCCAGGGACUAAAUCCUAGCCGGCACACCUCUGCAGUUCGGGAGAGCUAUGAGGAGCUGCUGCAGCUCGAGGACAGGCUGGGAAACGUGACCCGAGGAGCUGUACAGAACACCAUUGAGAGGUUCACCUUUCCCCACAAGUAUAAGAAGCGAAGACCCCAGGACAGCAAGGGCAAGAAAGAUGAAGGGGAGGAGUCAGACACAGAUGAGAAAUGCACAAUUUGUCUGUCUAUGUUGGAGGACGGGGAAGAUGUGAGACGCCUACCGUGUAUGCAUCUCUUCCACCAACUGUGUGUGGACCAGUGGCUGGCCAUGAGCAAGAAAUGCCCCAUCUGCCGAGUGGACAUUGAGACACAGCUGGGAGCCGACAGCUGAGGGAGGAGCUAGCCAGUGGACGCCCCAUUUCCUUCACCAGGUCCCCCCCACGGCCAUAGCCCUUGCAGCCAAACUUUGCCUUCUGAGCCAUUUGACGUAGAGAAGAAGCCUGCAAGCACAUUUUGUGGAAAGAGGAGUUGGUAGCGGUGUCUGAGGGAGAGGAGGGGUAGGGAGGACCCACCCAUCCGGAAUGGUGACUGCCUCAUCGCCUUGCUGUGCAGCGGGGAGGGAGCUGGCCGUGCCCAGAGCAGGGGCGGGAAGGGGGGGCCCAGCUGCUGAGGACUAGAUGAGAUGGCGAUCGCGAGGGUACUAGCUGGUGAUCGGCCCCUCAGUCCUGUCCUUCGAGGGAUUGUGUAUAUACCUCUUGACCACGUAGAAACCAUGUAGGGGUCUCUAGCUAUUCUGUGGAUGGCAGCCAGAGCAUGUUAGCUUAAGAAAAAUGUCGUGUGUGGUGCUCUUGUCAUCUGUGGUGGACAUGUCGCUAUUACUGAACUCGCACCAAAUAUUUCUCAUUGAGUUUCUUGUUUUGGUGCCUGACCGAACCAACCAACCAACGACAGCCCCAAUCUUCCCGUCUUUAUGAGCGAAAAGAAAAAAGAAAAAGAAAAAAAAACAAAGGUGAAAAACAAAAAAGCCAAAUCCUGUUUACGGUGAAAAAGUUGAUAAUUUUUCACCCAGGUUGGGAGGCGGGAGGGGAGGGGUCCUCGUUUGUUGUUUUUGUUUCUUUUUUUCCCUUGGGCUUUGUUUCUCAUGUUUACAGUGCACGGAGUGUGUGGGAGGGGCAUCUGAGAAGGGGGUGGGGCUUAAAGGGAGCGGACUGUCUCACUGGGUUUCUGAGGCUUUCAGGCAAGGGGAGGAGGUUCCUAGCUGGUGAACGGGUUCCCCAUCUUGCAAGGGUUCCCCAGUCUUCGGGCCUGUGGCUUAGCCCCAGAAGUUUUCCUAGGUUCCACACGGAACCAGGAAAGACAAUGCCUAGAGCUACAGCCUACCCCAUGUUCCCGGGAGCCAGCAGCUCCUGCUCGCCCUAGUUCCUAACUCUCUAUCCUGAGCUCCCACCUUGCUCAAAGAGGCAAUGUAGCCACUGCCUCCCUAUGCAAAAAAAUAAAAAUAACCAGAUGAUACAGACGGAAUAGCUUCAGCAGUGUAGACUCGGCCUUGGCUAAAGUGCUCUCAGUAAGCACUUAGGGCUCAAGUCAAGUCUACAACCUUGGGAGUAACUUGAGCCUCCUCCAGGAUCCUGCUUGAUUAGACAGACCCUCAGAGAUGGCCGUUGUUGCGAGGCUCCUCGGCUGGGCUGGGAGGCCAGUGCCCCUAGCUUCGUGAUCCUCUGAUUCUACUGAUAUCUUGGGAAAUUCCUUUUCUUUCUCUGUGCCUCAGUUUCCGCCUCCUUCCAUUGGGGAGAAACAACCGUGUGUUCCUAUCUCCCCCACUCCUACUUCACCUAGAUCUGAGAGUUAACACCACCCAGCCCCUUCUGUACUCUCUAUUCUCUCAUGGGAGCCUCUGAGUGUUUAGUGAAAAAGGAGAUGAAAAGUCCCAAGUUACACAGUAUUAGUGUUUGCUUUCUGUACCACUGAGAGAGAUGGGAGGACAGAAUGGCGGAGGUGGCGGAAAUCUGCCUAAUUCUAACCCGACUGUAGCUCUUAAUCAUGUGCAGAAAAUGCCAGGUCGCCCUCCUCUUCCUCCUCCCCAUUUCCCUCCUCCCUCUCCCCCUUUCCCCUUCCUCCUCCCCUCUUCCCUCCGCCCCUCCUCCCACCCCAUCAUUUGCACUGCUCUCAGAAUCUACCCUGACCUCAACCCUAGCCAAUCUCAGUGCCCUCGUGUGCUAAGAGAUAAAAGGAGAAAUUCCACCAAGUUAAGUGAGCCGAGGAUGAAUCGUGACCAAAAAAAUGACAGUGGCUGAUUGGACUUGAGAGAGAUCCUUCCAGGACAAACAUCAUGAAGGAAUGGCUGCCUGUCUACUCUGGUGUCUCAGAGAAUCCCUGUGGACUGCCGAUGGCCAGGAAGGGGGCAAGUGAUGAGGAAGAUGAUUGCUCAGGCGAUAUCUUGGCCUGGUUGGAACUCUGAGGCAUGGAGGAACAGCCAACAGUGCUUAUGGUGAAGGUCAGGAGUACUGAGCGUGGGCCUUGGUCAGCUCUGGUUGCUGUCCGUGGUGAACACCGCCUCCAGCAUAAAGGCUGGCUGGGGAAAGAAAGUCAGGAUGUCAGAGCGCUGCUGACAAAAAGCCACAAGAACUUGGACCUCUUCCCUGCUGCUUCCUUUUGGCUGUGCCAAAACCAAGAUGUCCUCAGAUGAUGGCUGUGGCUCAGAGGGUCGUUGGGGUGGUCCAGGUGGGUCACUGCUCUCUGAGGCCACUCUCUGUUCUUUCCUUUGAAGCUCUCCUGAGAGGCUGGGAGGGAAAGGGGAUUGGCAGGGACCCAGGAGGGAACUGGAACCAGUGUCCCAGAUUCUAGUCCUGGCUCUUCAGUGGCAAACUGGGAGAUGCUGGAACCCCUGUCCACACCCCAACGGCUUGCUGGGCCUCAGCUCCCUCAGCUGUGACACAAGGAAGUUGAUUGGAUGUUCCCUAAAUUUCUCCCAAAACACAUCCUGUGAUUCUGCCUAACAUCAACACAUCGUUCAAGUUGUAGAGCUGCUCUUAGCAGACCUGCUUCUGAGGCAGGCAGAGAGGGCGGGAUGGUUUCUUCUUGCUCCCAUUUGUGCGGGCUCUUUGAACCCCAGGCUAACAUUAGGACUUGGGCAGGGAAGGGGUUGACCCUCCAUCCCCUCCCCUCUCCACCUACCUGGGGUCCUUGUGCCCUGGAGCAGCACUUAGAGCCCUACCACCCCCGGUUUUGGCGCAGCCAAUUGGGUGGAGAAAAAGCCAGUGCCUCUGCUCAGUCCUCAGACUGGUCAGGAAGCCAGAAGAGUGGAAAUGAGGUAGGGCCAGGCCUCAGCAUCUCACAUCCGCCAUCUCCAGGAGAGACAUAACGCAAUUCUCCUGCUCAACUCAAGGGACUCAGACCCUUUCUGACUGAGACGCAUGAGUGCCUUUGACAAGUUGGGCCUCCUAACCGCAGCCAUGGCGCAGCAGGUCCACCUAGGACACCAAUCAACGCAACGCCACGAAUCCAGCUGGGCACAGGCAGAGGGCAGCUGGGGCUGCACCUUCCUCCACCUGCCAAGGCUCCCUGGUCACCCUCGCCACCACCUGUGACAGGCCUCAAGCUCCUCUCCGCAAAGGCCCCCAGCCUCCGUGCGAGCAUUCCUAACUACGCCUACCGAACAAGCACAGUUUUUUCAAUGGUGAAGAAAAAGCACCAGACUUUUUUUUCCUGAAGAAAUCCCCCAAGCCCCCCCGCCUGUGGGACAAACAUUCCCCAUGUGGGGCUGUAGCAACGUCUGUCAGGUCCCCCCUUGUGUUUCAUCUCCUGCGCGCGCGUAGAGCAAAUGCUAGAGCGAUUUCAGCUGAUAGAAAAACAAAAAAGAAAAAAAAAACACAAAAAAAAUAAAAAACAUGGCACGUUGCUAGUUUACAGGGUUUUGUGAGUUUAAAUGCCUUAUAUUUAACAAUCAUAAUUUAUGACUAACUUGUAGAUAUCGUGGGUUCUUAUUUAAUUAUUUUUAUAGUUGUUUUGCAUUUUUAAUUAUAAUUUAUUUAUUUAGAAAGGACACUAAUGUUUUUUAUUGCUCCUAUUACCUCAUUUUGGCGUCGUUUCUGGGAGUGGAAUGCUUUGCAUGCGUUGGUACGAUGACAACUGCGAAACAAACAAACAAAAAAAAACCAUUUUAAAUAAAAGUCUGCGAACUUUAUUUUGUCCAAACUAUCAGGGUGUGUGAUUGCAAGCUGUCCUACUGUGGUGCUGGCCUCUUUGGAUACAUUCCAUACGAAAUGCAAACCUUUGAUUCUGUAUGCUGUGAUCUAGUGAAAAGCUCCAAUAUAGUGAGUGUACUUAGCACAUAAUAUAAAUAUAAUUUGCACUCGUCAGCA